AUGGCGAUGGCGACCUCAGCAUGCCAGGCCUUAGCGAUCAUAGUGAUCACCGCAGCUGCGCCGAGCACGGCGUCUGCUGAGGAGGCUGUCCGCAACGCCACUCAGAGGAUCAUCAACAAUGACCCCACAAUGGGUGCCGCCUUUGUGCGGCUCUUCUUCCAUGACUGCUUCGUCAAGGUAAAUGAUUAA
Miscanthus lutarioriparius is the source of this 189-nucleotide messenger RNA. The record is from the annotation of a GenBank genome assembly. NCBI's taxonomy places the organism in Eukaryota, Viridiplantae, Streptophyta, Magnoliopsida, Poales, Poaceae.